Vigna umbellata (rice bean) is the source of this 2546-nucleotide messenger RNA. RefSeq names its product protein ACTIVITY OF BC1 COMPLEX KINASE 3, chloroplastic-like. Lineage: Eukaryota; Viridiplantae; Streptophyta; Magnoliopsida; Fabales; Fabaceae. The record is from RefSeq and is a predicted model, not a curated record. Gene Ontology annotation, molecular function: protein kinase activity; ATP binding. Gene Ontology annotation, biological process: protein phosphorylation.
UUUCUCAAAUUUGAGGUACCGCACCCACCAUCUUCAACAUUAUAGUGUUGUUCUUCCAUGUGAACAGUGAACAAGUUCAUUCAUUGAGUUGCAAUAUCCAUUCCCAUGAUCCAAACCCAAAUUACCUAACCCCCAUUAUACUUUGUGCCAAAUUCACUACCUCUUCUCUAACUUCUUCAAUUGGUCUUUUCCAUUAUUCACAAAGUUUUCAGAUUUGACGCUUUACAGCAUCACAGUGGAGCAAGGAAGCAAGUGCUCAUGGCUACAAUUGCAACAAUGCUAUCUUCUUCCCUCCCGGGUCAACCCUUUUGUUCUUUUUCAAAUCAUGCCCCUUCAUUCUCUUUCAAAAGCAUCACUGUCACAAGACCAAGACCUAGAACCAGAACUAGAACAAGCUUCACAUGGCUGAAUCCUCAACCUCGUGGUGUUUUGGUUGAGGAAACGCCGCCAAGUUCACCUUCUUCUCCUUCUUCACGAGAUGGAUCCAUCAAGGUGCUUGCGCUUCCUGAGAACCGUUCUGAUGACAUUCAAGCUGAGGCCAGAGCGUUGGCUCGUGCUGCCAAUGCUUCUGUCUACUCGCCUCAGCUUGUGGCCUCCAAAUAUGGUUCUCAACCCAUCAAGGUGGUGGGAAGGGCCCUUCAGGUUCUGACUGCGGUGGGCUUGUUUGGGUUGAAGCUGUUGGUUGACCAGAAAAGUGGAGUGCUUGAUCAGAAUAAAAGGAUUCGUGCAAUUGAGCUUAGGGACACUUUCACUCGGCUGGGACCAACUUUUGUCAAAUUGGGUCAGGGGUUGUCUACCAGGCCUGAUAUAUGUCCCCCUGAGUAUCUGGAGGAGCUCUCUGAACUUCAAGAUGGAUUGCCAACGUUUCCUGAUGAGCAGGCCUUUGAAUGCAUAGAGAGGGAACUAGGACUAUCUAUUGACUCUAUUUUCUCUUCUAUAUCUCCGAGGGCUGUAGCAGCAGCCAGUUUGGGUCAAGUUUAUAAAGGCCAGCUGAAGUAUUCUGGGAAACUUGUUGCUGUUAAGGUGCAACGGCCUGACAUUGAAGAAGCUAUAGGAUUGGACUUCUACCUAAUUAGAGGUCUAGGGUUUCUUAUAAAUAAAUAUGUGAACUUUAUCACCAGUGAUGUUGUUGCUCUUGUUGAUGAAUUUGCGCGUAGAGUUUUUCAAGAGCUCAACUAUGUUCAGGAGGGACAAAAUGCAAGGAGAUUCAAAAAAUUGUAUGCUGACAAGGAAAAUAUCUUUGUUCCUGAUGUUUUCUGGGACUAUACAAGUGUUAAAGUUCUAACAAUGGAGUGGGUUGAUGGAGUAAAACUAAGUGAGCAAGAAGCAAUUGAGAGACAAGGAUUAAAAGUCUUGGAUCUGGUAAACGCAGGCAUACAGUGCAGUCUCAGACAGUUACUUGAGUAUGGAUAUUUUCAUGCAGAUCCUCACCCUGGGAAUCUUUUGGCAACACCUGAGGGAAAACUUGCCUUUCUUGAUUUCGGCAUGAUGAGUGAGACUCCAGAAGAAGCAAGAUAUGCCAUAAUUGGUCAUGUUGUUCACUUGGUUAACCGAGACUAUGAGGCCAUGGCUCGUGACUACUAUGAUCUUGAUUUUUUAUCAAGGGAUGUUGAUGUAUCUCCAAUAGUGCCAGCACUUAGGAACUUUUUUGAUGAUGCACUUAAUUAUACUGUGAGUGAGCUCAACUUCAAGACACUAGUAGAUGGUCUGGGAAACGUUUUAUAUCAGUAUCCAUUUAAUGUUCCUGCAUACUACGCAUUAAUAUUACGUUCUCUCACAGUUUUAGAAGGUUUAGCAUUGUAUGCUGAUCCCAAUUUUAAGGUACUGGCUGCAUCAUACCCAUAUUUUGCAAAAAGGCUUCUAACAGAUCCAAAUCCAUAUCUAAGAGAUGCUCUUAUAGAGUUGCUUUUCAAGGAUGGGAAGUUCAGAUGGAAUAGACUUGAAAACCUGCUAACUCAGGGGAGAAAGGAUAGAGAUUUUUCUGCUAAGGAGGCUUUACAACCUGUCCUGAAGGUGUUAUUGAGUGCAGAUGGUGAAGAUUUGAGGAAUCUUGUUAUAAAAGAGGCUGCUCGAGUAUCAGAAGCUUUUACCCUCGGCACAAUGUCUGAAACGUACCGAUAUAUUCCUCACUUUGUUAGGACCCUUGUCUUCAAUGGCAAUGCAAACGGACCAUUUAUGAUGUCGGAAACUGAAUUGCAAAACAUGAUAGAGCUUAGAGAUCAAGUUCUUAGAAUAUGGGGACUUCUUCAAUCCUCUCAUGAUUUUGAUCCAGCUAUUUUUCUGCCCAUACUACAGGUCCUUGAGCAACAACCUGAGGCACGCAGACUUGGGGGGCGUGUUGUUAGUGGAAUCACUCAACGUCUUGCAGCACGCUUUCUUCAGCAAAUACUCAGAGUUCCAUCAACAGCUUCAGAAUAGAUUUUGCAGCACUGUAAAUGCUAGAUAAGGUUAUUGUGGACAUGGAAGAUAGGAGUUGCAUUCCUUACACAAGAAAAUAGGAGUGAGAUAUUGAUUCUUGCCAAAAAUUUUUGGUUCUCCAAUUUUGU